Manduca sexta (tobacco hornworm) is the source of this 2683-nucleotide messenger RNA. RefSeq names its product protein wingless. Gene Ontology annotation, biological process: neuron differentiation; canonical Wnt signaling pathway; cell fate commitment. The record is from RefSeq and is a predicted model, not a curated record. Gene Ontology annotation, cellular component: extracellular region. The annotation marks the transcript as partial. NCBI's taxonomy places the organism in Eukaryota, Metazoa, Arthropoda, Insecta, Lepidoptera, Sphingidae. The transcript is spliced from 2 exons. Gene Ontology annotation, molecular function: frizzled binding; cytokine activity.
GUUGUCGUGAAACGGCGUUUAUCUACGCGAUAACGAGCGCGGGGGUGACGCACGCGGUGGCGCGCGCGUGCGCAGAGGGCUCGAUCGAGUCGUGCACCUGCGACUACUCGCACAUCGACCGUGUGCCGCACCGCACCCGCGCCGCCGCUGCCGCCAACGUACGCGUCUGGAAGUGGGGCGGCUGCAGCGACAACAUCGGCUUCGGCUUCAGGUUCAGCAGGGAGUUCGUCGACACCGGCGAGCGCGGCAAGUCACCUAGGGAGAAGAUGAACUUGCACAACAACGAGGCUGGCAGAGCGCACGUGCAAACGGAGAUGAGGCAAGAGUGCAAGUGCCAUGGCAUGUCUGGCUCGUGCACGGUGAAGACCUGUUGGAUGAGGCUUCCGAGCUUCCGCUCUGUGGGCGACGCGUUGAAGGAUCGCUUCGACGGCGCGUCACGCGUCAUGGUGUCCAACACCGACUUAGAGGCGCCCACGCAAAGGAACGACGCCGCGCCACACAGGGCGCCGCGGAGAGAACGGUACAAGUUAAAGCUUCAGCCGCACAACCCGGACCACAAGUCUCCCGGGUCCAAAGACCUCGUAUACCUGGAGCCGUCGCCGGGCUUCUGUGAGAAGAACCCGCGGCUGGGCAUUCCCGGCACGCACGGGCGCGCGUGUAACGACACUAGCAUCGGCGUGGACGGGUGCGACCUGAUGUGCUGCGGCCGCGGCUACCGGACAGAGACCAUGUUCGUGGUGGAGCGAUGCAACUGUACAUUCCAUUGGUGUUGCGAAGUUAAAUGUAAAUAUUGCCGCACGGAAAAAGUGGUGCACACGUGUUUAUAGGCCACCGGACGCCAAUGUUGUGAUCGAUGAGAGACAUUCUAGUGCUGGACGGUUGUGACUGUGACUCAGACUCGAGAGUGGACCUGUUUUGUACUCCCAGAUAACGGACCGUGUAUAUAAUCACUUCACUUUUUCAUCUAUCGGAGUCGUUGAAAUCGUAUAUCAUGUUGACGUAUGUAAAUAGUUCUGUAUCACUGUUUAUUUCUUCUUUUCUACGCGAUAAUUGAUCCGGCGUGAAAUUAAAGUAAGCUACUCGUUCGGUUAAUUUAUUUGGCUAUUAAGUGCGAACAUGUGAUCUAGUAAAGUUAUUUUUUUUGUGGACACUGUCGUUUGGAAAUUAAUGAGACCAGUUUAUCGUCGAUUUAUUUAUGUCGCGCUGUCAUCGCCGUUUUAUAAAGAAAUUGGGCUUAUUUGUUUCCACUCGGAGUCAGCUUCGUAAGUUAUUUAUAGUACACUUGGGCCUGUGAACGGCGGCCUGAAUGCUCCGAGGAGAUGCUCCUAUGAAAUUUCAAGACUUUAAAUGAUAUUUCUUAAUAUCAUUCCAAAGUUAAUAUUGUUUUCGAAGAAUUUAUUCGCAAUCUACAGCGGCGGCCAUAAUCAUUUGAGUUUUAUAAAUACUUUCUAUUUUAUGCCGCAGCGCGUCGGGUGCGUGGUCGCAUAACUGUUUUGAGAAUCAACAGCAAAAUUAUCUUGUAAUUAUAAUUUCAUAUAAUAAUUAAGCCGUUUAAUGGAAUUUGUGGCUUAAUAGCAUUUGCAUAAAGUGUCUUCUUGGGUGUUCAGGCGCGGAGGUUGCGUUUGGCCCUUAUCAGUAAGCCAGUAGCGCCAUCGUAAAAGUGUCCCACAUUACGAGAUAAACGCUCUCGAGAAUUUUAAUUAAAUAUUAAACGAAUUAAAUAAUCAGUAUUAUACGUAUAAUAUUGUAUGCGUGUUGCGUCCGAUAUUGAGCGAUAAGGACGCACGCAAGUCUGUCUGACACUUGUUAUGGCUCAUCCUCCAACUGAUCUUAGUUGUUAAGUGCAUGUUAUGUACUGCCUGUUGCGAGCAGCUAUCGUUGUUUCAACGCAUUUAUAUAUUGUUAGACAGAACGUGUCGCAAACUGUUGACUUGGUGACUGGAAAUUCCAAAACAUUUCUGAACUAUACAAUCCCUCAAUACAAUUACAGACGAUUCGCUUGACUGAUGUUCUUUGGCACUAUUGUCCGACAAAAUGUGACACAAUUUUGACAUUCCAAAUUCGACAGUUUGCCAGUUAAUGGGAAAGCUUUAUUAAUGGUAAAAUUAUAUCAAGAUAAAUGAUAUUUCAUAUGUGAUAUAAGCAUAGGUAGCUCAUAAGAAUUAGCUUAAUACUGAGCCUAAAUAUGUAUUACGUGCAGCGAGCCUACUAACUCGAUAUGUGUUUAAGCGAAUAUUUAUUAAAACUACAUUAAGUUAAUUUAUAUUAUUUUACUUUAAAAAUGUCAAGUUUUUAAAGUAAAGUAAUUUAGUUUUAGAGAAAAGUCCGAUGUUAAAACAAUCGGUGUUUUCGAAAACAGGUAUCUUGAACUUUUAUUGUCACUAAUUAAAACACAAUUAACUGAUACUAAAACUCAGUGACAAAGUCCCAGUAAUAAGAACUGAUACCGCGUCGGAUUUAAAAGACUGAAGUUUUUUUUUUAUUUUUGUAGUGUGUAAUAUCCGCUGGAUAUGGAAUUGUUUACAAUUUUAGCAUGUUAAUGAAUGUGAUAACAGUAUUUUAAACUAACAUAAAAUCAAACUAUGAAUUCUGGUUGUAAUCGGUGCCAUUUUACCUUUGAAUACAGAUAAAUCCUUUUUACUACUGACAUUUUGCGAGUUUUAAAUGUUUUUAGCCCCAUCAA